AGAAUGGAGGGAGUAUACCGGUGAAACUUUCUUCCCUUUUCUUUCUUUCUCCACCCACACGACCUCGAUUAUCAAGAGAAUGGACUCUAUUUUGAAUACAGCUUUGGAAGAGAUAUGCUCCCAGUUUGAACACGGAGUCACUCUUCAAUCCCUAUGGUCAAAACUCCAUUCAUCUCCUCCUCUCACUCCUUCAUUCCAGAAAUCCAUCUUCACUAACCUUCUCCGAAUCCCUACUCUCCGUUUCGAACCUCCUAACCCUAAUUUUGACACUAAUCACGCCAAUAUCAAAAUCUUCCCGCAACAAACCCUCGCCGAUAACUUCCUCGGUCUCUACGAUCCUCAAUCACUCCAACAAGCUCAAAUCCGCGUCCUUCAUCUCCUCGCGAAUGCCAAACACGACGGUAUUACUCAAUCUCAGCUUGCUAAGCUCUUGAAAAUUGAUCCGAACAACUUUCACUACGUUCUCAGGAGUUUGGAAUGUAAGGGCUUAAUCGUGAAACGUUCUGCUCUUGAAAAGAAGAAACAUGUUGGGGGAGUUUCUACUUCCACUAACUAUGUACCUACUAAUAUUACCACUAAUUUAGUUUACUUGCGUCGAUAUUCCAAGUCGAUCGCCGAGCAUCAGAGAUUUGAACUUCAAAUCACUCAAUUCAAUAAUCGGGACGAUAAAUCCGAGCUUCGAACUAAUGUCGUUCUCGCGGAUUAUGAACCUCAAAUCAAAGCUAUUUCUGACAAACUAGCAAAUGCCAAUGGCAAGGUUCUUCCUGUCAUUGUUAUUAAGAAGGAUCUUGGUUACACCGGAUCGCGUCCAAAACAAAGGGCUUGGAGACAAAUUGCUCACCGGCUGAAAACGCAUCAUAUUGUCGAGCAGUUUGAUGCUAAGGUGAAUGGCAAGAUUGAGUCUUGCAUGAGGCUACUUGAUCCAAUUACUACUGGGUCUGAAAAAGAAGAUAAGAAUUCAGACUCUGGGAAUAUAAGUAAAGUCAACGAUCAGUUUGUGGAGCUUCCUAUUGAGCAUCAAGUUUUUGAUAUGGUUGAUACUGCAGGAUCAGAUGGUAUUUCUAUAAAAGAGAUAUGUGACAGGCUUCAGAUUGAUCUGAAAAAGAAUCACGUUCGACUUGUCAAUUUAUGCUACAGAUAUGGAAUGAAAGCACAAGAAGAACAAUGCGAUAAGUCUAAGACAAUUCGAGUUUGGACAUCUAGAAAUUUCAACCCUGAACUCGAAGUUUCACUUAUUCACAAGCUCGACGAAAAUAAAACGUUGGACCAACAUGUGUCUGAUAGUUCUUCAAAAAUAAGACCUGAAUCCGAGGCUUCAAUUUUCGAAGGAGAACUUGUUGGCCAUGACCAAUUGGAAGAUAUAGGAGCUGGUCCGAAACUAUUACGUGCGGCUACAAACAAUGUAGAAACACCGACAAACUUGCAGGGUUCGGCCCUUGAUCAAAGGGGAACUAUUUCUCACAGCAAACCAAUCAGUUUACCUAGGGGGGCGAACAAUGCGUUGUCAGUAGCAUCAUAUGAUGUAUCGACACCAUUCACUGCUGGAGCAUAUCCAAGAAAUCCAAGUCUACCGAUCUCAUCUGAUAGCACUAAAAGGGCAAUCAGGAUACUAGAAAAACUAAAGGAGGAAAGGUUUGUUUUGCGACCGGAGCUAAAUAGGUGGCUUAAUACCUUUGAGAAGAAUAAGUCCAGAAAAGUGGACCGAAAGACUAUUGAUCGAAUAUUGGCUAUACUUCAGGAACAAGGGCAAUGCAAGUGCAUAACAGUGCAUUCUCCUGUUAUUGCUGAAUAUUCAAGGACCACUGAUUGUGUGGUUAUUAUGCAUCCAUCCAUAAAUCUAUCUCCUGAGUUAUUUGAUGAAAUACGAGAUAAAGUGAGAUCAUUUAAUACUUUUAUUCGCAGCAAAAGUAUUCGACCUCGGAAAGAUGAUGAAUUGAUACCUGUAAUGGAGGAUAUUCAGAAAGUUCAAAGCGAUAGAGUUCCAGGUCGGCAGGCAGAAGUAGCAGAAGCCAUGCGUGCUAAUGGAUUUAUUUUAUCAAAAAUGAUUCGUGCUAAACUGCUGCACUGUUUUCUUUGGGAUUAUCUGCAUAGGUCAGAAAGCCUUAGUGAUACUUUAUCAUCUAACGGUCUAGAUGAUAAUCCUCAUAGUAGCAGCAAACUAUUUUCUCUAGACGCGGCUAUUAAAGCAAUUCCACUGGAACUAUUUUUACAAGUUGCCGGGUCCACUAAAAAGUAUGAGGAAAUGAUUGAUAAGUGCAAGAAGGGUUUAUGUCUCGCUGAUCUUCCUCCUAAUGAGUACAAGUGUUUAAUUGAUACUCUAGCAACUGGAAGACUGUCAUUAGUUAUUGACACUUUAAGGCGGUUAAAGCUUAUUCGGAUGAUAACUUUACAAUCUACAGACGGAGUUAAAACUCCACAUACUUUGACACACAUAAUGGAACUUAGGCCUUACAUUGAAGAACCCCUUUCAAAUGAUGAAGCAUCUUUAAGUUUUAUGUCUCAUGAUCUUCGACCAAGAAUUAGGCAUGAUUUUAUUCUGUCUAAUAGAUACGCAGUUGAUGAAUAUUGGCGAACAUUGGAGUACUGUUAUGCUGCUGCUAAUAAAAAAGCUGCUUUAUAUGCAUUUCCUGGAUCUGUGGUCCACGAGCUUUUCCGCUUCCGUUCAUGGGCAUCUAAUCGCGUGAUGACAGCUGAGCAACGUGCUGAGCUUUUAAAGCAUGUUGCUAAGCAUGAUCUUAGUGAAAAAAUUUCAUACAAGGAUUGUGAGAAGAUUGCAAAAGAUCUGAAUCUUACCUUGGAGCAGGUACUUAGCAUGUAUUAUAGUAAGCGUCGCCACGGUCUUAAUCAGUUAAAUGAUGAAGAGAGUGAAAAUAAUUCACUUGAACGCAAUGGUAAUUCAUCUCGUCGCAGGAAGAAAGAUUCUUCCGAGUUCAGGCCAUCAAAAUAUGCAAGAAUUGAUGCAAAUGUUAUGGACAAGCACAUUGAUGAACCACAAAAUAUGGACAUUCAUUCAAAGGAGCAAGCGACCCAUGCGCAAGAGUUUGAGGAGGGUAGUUAUGAAAUUGAGGGUUCUCAAGACUGCUCUCCAUCUAUUAGCCGGUGUAUCUUAACUUCAAUGAGGCCACCACGCCAAAGCAGAUUCUUAUGGUCAGACAGAACUGACAGGCAAUUGGUGAUCCAAUAUGUUAGACACCGUGCUGUUCUUGGUGCCAAUUAUCAUCGCAUAGAUUGGGCCUCACUUACUGAUCUUCCGGCCCCUCCACAAGCUUGUAGGAGAAGAAUGGCUUUGCUUAAUGGUAACUUAAGAUUUAGGAAAGCUGUGAAUAGACUCUGUAGCAUGCUCAGUGAACGCUAUGCAAAACAGCUGGAGAAGUCUCAGAACUUGUCAUCAAAUAAAGAUGAUUGCAGACUGUUUGCGCAAUCCCAGUCUAGUAAAGGUGUUCACAAUAAUUUUAGUCCAGAUGUUGAAGUUCAAAAGGGUAGUCUAAAUGGAGAAGCCUGGGACAACUUUGAGAACAAAAGUAUUAAGACAGCCCUUGAGGAGAUUCUUCGCUGCAAGAUGAUGGCCAAGUUGGAUGCCUCCUCACAAAAUGUUCAAUCGCAAUAUGAAGAUCGAAAUGAAUAUGAAUCUCAAGAAAAUAACAAAACUACAUCAGCUGUUCAUAGUGAGAUUAUUCAGAGCCAUCACGGGAAACCCCAAACAUUUUCUUCCCAAAGAUCACGUCUUGACAUGAGAAUGUCUAAGUUUCUAAACAACAGGCCCAAUAUAUAUGGACAAGUAUAUGAGUCAUUGGCUGUUUCAAAUGCCGUGGAGUUAUUUAAGCUUGUUUUUUUAAGCACCGCUACCAGUCCACAGGCACCAAAUUUAUUAGCAGACAUUCUUCGGCGUUAUUCAGAGCAUGAUCUACUUGCUGCUUUUAACUACCUUAGAGAGAAAAGAAUAAUGGUUGGAGGCAACAGCAGUCGAUUUGAACUAUCACAGCGGUUCUUUCACAGUAUUUCCGAGUCACCAUUUCCGUUUGAAACUGGAAAGCAAGCUGUUAAAUUUUCUGUGUGGCUGAAGGAAAGGGACAAAGACCUCAACGUAAUGGGGACUGAUCUUGCUGAAGAUCUUCAAUGUGGGGACACUGUUCAUUUGUUUGCUUUGAUCUCAUCAGGAGAACUUUCAAUUUCACCAAGCUUGCCAACUAAUGGUGUUGGAGAAGCUGAUGAAUUGAGAAGUGGCAAGCGUAAAUCUGAUGCCAGUGGGUCUGCCUUUAGUGACAAAACCAAGAAACUAAAAUCCUUGUUCGGAACAGAGGGUGAAAUUAUUUCUCGCCGGGAAAAAGGUUUUCCUGGUAUAGUAGUUUCUGUUCGCCGCACGACAGUCUCGAGAGCUGAUAUUUUAGAUUUGUUCAAGGAUAAUGAUAAUAAUAACAAUGACCAACAUUUUGAGGGGGAUUUUCAAGUUAACAAGGCCCAAAGCAGUAACUAUUCACUUACUGAUCAUAUGUUGGAAACAGUUAACUCAUGUGACCAAGUACCUGAGAAUAAUAAUCACAUUGAAUCACCCUGGGAAGCUAUGGCAGAGUAUGUACGCCGUUUGAUGACAGUACCUUCCAAUCAAGAACAAGAAUGUGCUGUGUGUGCUGAGGUCUUCGUGGUUGUUUAUUCUACCAUCCAGAAGGCUGGUGACCAAGGAUUAAGCAUGGGAGAAAUUUCCCAAGCUAUAAACUUGCCAGGAGCAGAGUUAGAUGGACUGAUUGUUGAUGCUCUUCAAGCAUUUGGAAAAGUCUUAAAGGUCAAUGCUUAUGACUCUGUUCGUAUUGUUGAUGCCCGAUACCGCCACAAGUACUUUUUGACAGCGGUGCCUGGUUUUCGUCCUGUUCAACCUUCUUCAAACAAGACCGUUAAGGAAAGUGAUGAUACAUGCAAGCUUUACAAAUCAGAUAAAAGUGACUCUGCUGCUGCUGAUGUUCUGAGGGAAAGAAACAGUGGCCUUGAUAAUGUGCACAAAGUGACAAUUCUUAAUCUUCCACACGAGGAUGUGGACCAUGAAAAUCAAGCUUGUGACAUGAACGAAGGCAGCAUGCAAAUCAGAUUUGGCCCGUCGAGACAAGAUCAUGAGAAAGAUAUAGUCAAGAUUCCUUCGGGUGAAUUAUGUAUGCCAAUAUUGCCAUGGGUCAAUGGAGAUGGGACCAUCAAUAGCAUUGUUUUCAAGGGACUCAAACGUCGUGUUCUUGGAAUAGUGAUGCAGAACCCAGGGAUAUUGGAGGAGGAUAUUCUACGUCAGAUGCAUGUGCUGAAUCCACAGAGCUGUAGAACUCUUCUGGAAUUGAUGGCGCUGGAUAAGCACCUAAUUGUGAGGAAAAUGUACCAAAGAAGAUUUGGCAGAGGCCCCUCCUUGCUACAGAAUCUUAUUGGAAGCAAAUCGAGUCAACAAAAGUGGAUUUGCGCAGAGCAUUUCUUUGCCAAUCCUAUGAGUACUUCCUUGUUGUAGGGAAAAUAUAUGGGUAUUGGAUAUGUAAAGUAGAUUAAUAUCAUGUAUAGAUAUAUAGGUAAUUUCAGAUACUGAUAUUAAAGUUCAUAUUUGGAAGAAUCAUAACUUAGAUAGCUUGCAAUAUAUUUUAAACUUAAGAGCUUUUUGAACUCCAUGUUCUGUUCUGACUUAAGAAUAUCAAUAUUAAAGAUUCUUUGUAUUUCA
Messenger RNA from Vicia villosa (hairy vetch), 5683 nucleotides. RefSeq lists its product as uncharacterized. NCBI's taxonomy places the organism in Eukaryota, Viridiplantae, Streptophyta, Magnoliopsida, Fabales, Fabaceae. The coding region runs from base 80 to 5479 and encodes 1799 amino acids. The record is from RefSeq and is a predicted model, not a curated record. Gene Ontology annotation, molecular function: DNA binding. The transcript has 16 exons. Gene Ontology annotation, cellular component: transcription factor TFIIIC complex. Gene Ontology annotation, biological process: 5S class rRNA transcription by RNA polymerase III; transcription initiation at RNA polymerase III promoter.